AUGAUGCCCCCCGCAGAAGAGCCUCCCCGCGCAAGCUGGGUCGACAGGCAGCUGCUGCGAGAGCUGCCCAAUGAAUGGCGAGUUGCAUACCUGUUCUUUGCCUUGGCCCUCAUGCUCGUACUCGGAACAGGCUUGAUGAUCAACCCGGCCACCAUCUCCACCUUUGUGGACUCGGUGGGCGUCGAUCAGCAGCCUGUCGCACAAACGUACCUUCCGCUGGUUCUUUUCCCGAUCCUCUUCCUUUACAACUUCCUUUGGGCGGCCCUCCGAAGUCCUCAACUUCUGGUUACCGUGGUUUGUGUAGUCUACUGCGUGAUUUACACGUUCAUUGCCGUGCGAUCGCUAAUGCAGCCACACAUUGAGCCGUGGCUGGCGUGGAUCCUGUUUUACACCACGAACACAAAGUCCGUUUUGUUUCCUGUGAUGCUUUGGAGCGUCAUGAACGACCUGUCCUCCACUCAGUAUUCGAAGGUAGCAUAUCCUGCGUUGGUCUUCGCCGGCCAAGUCGGGGGUCUUGCAGGCUCUUUGUAUGCCACCUUUGUUCAUCACGUCGGUGGAACCUCGGGCCUCUUGGUGGUCCAGGCUGCCGCACUGGUGGUCAUCGCAGUGUUGGUGUGGUUUGCUUGUCGGCUGGCGGCAGUGGCAAGUCCAGUCCCUGCAGUGGCAACCCUCGAAACCUCCCUCCAGCCGGUGGCUGGCGCAGGCAUCAUGGAAGAGGCACGUGCGCCCCUCGCAGGCACGGUGCAGAGGAACUGUUGCGUGGUGGGGCUCCGUGCGGCGAUCCGCAAGCUGUGGGAAAGUGUGGAGGGCAUCGCGCUGAUCCUCUCCCGUCCCUUCGUUGCUGGAAUUUUCUGGAUCGCUUGCGCCCAUCUAGUACCUCGAGUCAUUUUGGACUAUCAGGGCACAGCUCUGACAAAUGAGCGAUGGCCGCGGAAAGUGGAUGGCCACACAGUACCUGGGAACAAGGACAAACAGACGGCUUUUUUUGCUUGGUGCAAUGUCGCUAACACCAUCGGAACGGGGUUGCUGUCGGUGUUUGGCCUUCGCAGUCUCAUCGAGCGCGGCGGGCUUCUUCUGACGCUGUUGGCGCUGCCCAUUGCUAUGGUGAUUUCAGUUCUUCUUGUGUGCUUCUACCACAACUUCUGGACGGUGCAAGCGGUGUUGGUGGUGGUCAACGUGAUCCAGUAUGCCUUGAAUGGACCCAGCAGAGAGAUGCUGUAUGUCCGCACCUCGAAGAGCAUCAAGUACAAGGCUAAGAGUUGGUCCGACAUGUAUGGGAACUUUCUUCAGAAGACCAUUGGCGCCUUGAUCAACCUCCAUGUCAACCGUGAAGAGGAUGCCUGUCAGCCGCAUUGCUUCAAUCCGAUUUUCACAGGCAGCUUCACCGUCGGGUGGGUGAUUGUUUGGGCCAUCAUCGCAGGUCUCCUCGGAGUCAAACAUGCUCAGCUGGUACGUGAUGAUGAGAUUGUGAGUUGA
Molecule: messenger RNA, 1476 nt
Organism: Symbiodinium natans
Lineage: Eukaryota; Dinophyceae; Suessiales; Symbiodiniaceae
Source: the annotation of a GenBank genome assembly